AUGGUCCUCCCCGGCCUCCCCAGGUACUGGUGGCCCUCCCCAAAGUACUGGUGGCCCUCCAGUACUGGUGGCCCUCCCCAAGUACUGGUGGCCUCCCAAACUCUGGUGGCCCUCCCAAGCACUGGUGGCCUCUGGUACUGGCCCUCUGAUGCUGGUGGCUCCCAGUACUGGUGGCCCUCCCCAAGUACUGGUGGCCCUCCCAAACUGGUGGCCCUCCCAGAACUGGUGGCCUUCCCAAGUACUGGUGGCCCUCCCCAAGUACUGGUUGGCCUCCCCAAGCACUGUGGCCCUCCCCAAUACUGGUGGCCUCCCCAAGUACUGGUGGCCCCUAGUACUGGUGGCCCUCUGGGCUCCCAGUACUGCGUGUCACUCCCAAGGCCUGGUGGCCUCCCAGGCCUGGUGGCCUCUAGUCACUGGUGGCCCUCCCAAUACUGGUGGCCCUCCCCAAGUGCUACGGUGGCCCUCCCAAGCACUGGUGGCCCUCCCAAGAACUGGUGGCCCUCCCCAAGCUUGGUGGCCUGGUGGCCCUCCCAAGUACUGGUGGCCUCCCCCAGACUGGUGGCCCUCCCAGAGACUGCAGUGGCCCUCCCCAAGCACUGGUGGCCCUCUCCAAGUGCUGGUGGCCCUCCCAAGCUACUGGUGGCCCUCCCAGAACUGGUGGCCUCCCAGUACUGGUGGCCCUCCCAAGUACUGGUGGCCUCUAAUGCUGGUGGCCCUCCCCAACCAAUUGGCCCUCUGGUGGCCCUCCCAAGUACUGGUGGUACUGGUGCUCCUCAUGCUGGUGGCCUCUCAGGCACUGGUGGCCCCUCCCCAAGUACUGGUGGCCCUCCAAUGCUGGUGGCCCUCCCGAAUGCUGGUGGCCCUCCCCAGAACUGGUGGCCCUCCCCAAGAACUGGUGGCCCUCCCAAGAACUGGUGGCCCCUCCCCCUGGUGAGCCCUCCCAGGACUGGUGGCCCUCUCCAGUGGCCUCCCAGGCUGGUGGCCCUCUCAAGUACUGGUGGCCCUCCCAAAGACUGGUGGCCCUCCCAAGAACUGGUGGCCCUCCCCAGAGACUGGUGGCCCUCCCCAAGUACUGGUGGCCCUCCCAAAGAACUGGUGGCCCUCCUAGACUGGUGGCCCUCCCAAGAACUGAUGGCCCUCCCUAGUACUGGUGGCCCUCCCAAGUGCUGGUGGCUCCCAAGAACUGGUGGCCCUCCUAUACUGGUGGCUCUUCAAGUACUGGUGGCCCCUCUUCAAGUACUGGGGCUCACCCAAGAAGUGGUGGCCCUCCCCAAGAACUGGUGGCCCUCCUUAAGUACUGGUGGCCUCCACUUGAGGUCCUCCUGGUGGCCCUCCCCAAGUACUGGCUUCUCCCAAGUACUGGGCCCUCCCACUGGCUUCCCUCCCAUGUGUGGUCCUGUGUUGGCUCCAGAUGCUGCUGGAGGGGUCCUAGUGCUGGGUCCUGGGUGUUGGCUCCCAGAUGCUGAGCAAUGGGUCCAUGUGCUGGGUCCUGUGUUGGCUGCUAG
Homarus americanus (American lobster) is the source of this 1505-nucleotide messenger RNA. Its product is annotated as leucine-rich repeat extensin-like protein 5. The transcript has 5 exons. The record is from RefSeq and is a predicted model, not a curated record. The annotation marks the transcript as partial. NCBI's taxonomy places the organism in Eukaryota, Metazoa, Arthropoda, Malacostraca, Decapoda, Nephropidae.